Molecule: messenger RNA, 1049 nt
Organism: Brassica oleracea var. oleracea
Lineage: Eukaryota; Viridiplantae; Streptophyta; Magnoliopsida; Brassicales; Brassicaceae
Product: DCN1-like protein 2
Exons: 11
Coding region: 131-880 (249 amino acids)
Biological process (GO): protein neddylation; positive regulation of ubiquitin-protein transferase activity
Cellular component (GO): ubiquitin ligase complex
Molecular function (GO): ubiquitin conjugating enzyme binding; cullin family protein binding; ubiquitin-like protein binding
Source: RefSeq, a predicted model, not a curated record
CUCUCUCGAGUCACUCCUCUCUUCUCUCACACACACCCUUCGCUUCUUAUCGAUACGACUGAUAGAGAGCAACAUCAAUAUCAUCUUCGAUUACCUUGUUAGGGCUUUUCGUCUGCAGAUUCUUCACACAAUGCAUAAGUUGAGUAGAAGCAACCGAGACAAAGUUCAGCAGUUCGUGGCCAUCACUGGAGCUAGCGAGAAGAAUGCUCUUCAGACUCUUAAAGCCAGUGAUUGGCAGCUCGAAGCAGCUUUCGACGUGUUUUACAGCCAGCCCCAGCCUAGAAGCAAUGCUGAUGUUAGACGCUUGGAGGAGCUCUACAAUAGAUAUAAAGACCAGUAUUCUGAUAUGAUUCUAGCUGAUGGAGUCUCGAUUCUGUGUAGUGAUCUUCAGGUGGAACCUCAAGACAUUGUCACGCUGGUUCUUUCGUGGCAUAUGAAUGCUGCCACAGCGUGUGAAUUUUCCAGGGAAGAAUUCAUCGGUGGAUUACAGGCAUUAGGUGUAGAUUCCAUUAAGAAGUUGCAGGAGAAGCUGUCGUUCAUGCGUUCCGAGCUUAAAGAUGAACAAAAGUUUCAUGAAAUAUACAACUUUGCUUUUGGUUGGGCGAAGGAGAAGGGUCAGAAGUCUCUUGCUUUAGAUACAGCGAUUGGGAUGUGGCAGCUGCUCUUUGCGGAAAGAGAGUGGCCAUUGUUAAAUCACUGGUGUGAUUUCUUGCAGGAUCGUCAUAACAAGGCCAUAUCUAAGGAUACAUGGGAACAGCUCCUGGAAUUUGCAAGGACGGUGGACCCAUCAUUGUCGAAUUACGAUGCAGAAGGAGCGUGGCCUUACCUCAUCGAUGAGUUCGUUGAGUAUUUGUAUGACAUGAGCGUUGUUGAAAAGUAACUUGUCAACUGAGAGAAGUAAUCAGCUCUAUUUGACAAUGUUCCAUCUCGUUAUUUUUUACAAUAUUACUUUUGUUUCUUUGUCAGAAUCCAACAAUCUGCUCUUCUAUCUGUUGUUAGUGUUACCAAUAAUCACCGCAGGAACAAAAAAAAGAAAGAAAGAAUCAAUA